Molecule: messenger RNA, 312 nt
Organism: Meloidogyne enterolobii
Lineage: Eukaryota; Metazoa; Nematoda; Chromadorea; Rhabditida; Meloidogynidae
Source: the annotation of a GenBank genome assembly
UUUGUCCACCCCCAAGCGAUCUCUACUACUUACCUUAGCUUCCAACAAUCCUCUCAUUUCCAAUCAAUUAUUUUCAAAUUUAAGAUGGAUAAAACACAUCAACAAUCAAAUAAAAAUAGAAGAAAAACAACACCAGAAGUAAAUACUUCAAUUAUUAGAAAUUUACAACCUUCUAUUGCUUUAUUAAAUCAAUGGACACCUGAAGAUGAUAUUGCUUUAAUUGCUGCUGUGACACACGUUGCUGAUCUCUGGAUUGUGUAUACUCAAAUGCGUUUUUCUCGUCGUUAUACGCUUGAACAAGUUAGUUUUUGA